Messenger RNA from Ricinus communis (castor bean), 1217 nucleotides. Its product is annotated as phytoene synthase 2, chloroplastic. Bases 42 to 1190 code for a protein of 382 amino acids. Lineage: Eukaryota; Viridiplantae; Streptophyta; Magnoliopsida; Malpighiales; Euphorbiaceae. The record is from RefSeq and is a predicted model, not a curated record. Gene Ontology annotation, biological process: carotenoid biosynthetic process. The transcript is spliced from 6 exons. Gene Ontology annotation, molecular function: geranylgeranyl diphosphate synthase activity.
CUCUACUCCUUUUCAGCUGGCCAUUUCUCUAAAAGAACUUGAUGAUUAUGUUCUCUACACUUUCAGUUGCACCUAAGCCUUAUGGCCUUAACCCAAACAAUAGGAACUUGCUGCAUCCACCAUUCAUAUCAGCUACAACAGAAAGAACUCGAGCACUGAUCAUGUCAGCUCCUAAUAGACAAUCAAGGAUCUCCAUUCUUCCUCGUAUUGAUCUUCACAUGCACGAAGUUAUUGCAAAGCAGUCUCAGGCAGUCUCCCUGUUGCCCCACCAAAAUGCUCAUAGAAAGCCAGAUUUUCCUCCAUUGUUUCUUGAAGAAGCUUACAAGAGGUGUAAAAAGAUUUGUGCUCAAAAUGCCAAGACUUUCUAUCUAGGUACUUUGCUAAUGACUGAGGAACAGCAGAAAGCCAUAUGGGCAAUUUAUGUUUGGAGUAGGAGGACAGAUGAACUUGUGGAUGGACCCAAUGCAGAACACAUGAGCUCAGCUGUUCUUGAUUUGUGGGAGCAGAGACUUGAAAGCAUCUUUGAUGGAAACCCCCAUGACAUUCUCGAUGCUGCACUUACUGAUACUGUCUUUAAGUUUGCUCUACAUAUUGAGCCUUUCAAGGACAUGAUUGAGGGCAUGAGAAUGGAUACAAGGAAAUUUCGGUAUGAGAAUUUUGAAGAGCUAUAUCUUUAUUGCUACUAUGUUGCUGGUACUGUUAGCCUAAUGACUGUUCCAGUAUUGGGAAUAGCACCUGAUUCAUGUGUUUCUGCUCAAACUAUCUAUUAUGGAGCUCUUUACAUGGCUAUAGCAAAUCAGCUCACAAACAUCCUUAGAGAUGUAGGAGAGGAUGGCUUGAGAGGAAGAAUUUAUCUUCCCCAAGAUGAGUUAGCACAGUUUGGGCUAUGCCAUGAGGAUAUUUUCACAAGAAAGGUGACAGAUAAAUGGAAAGAGUUCAUGAAGGAGCAGAUUACAAGGGCAAGAUACUACUUUAAGCUUGCUGAAGAUGGAAUCUCACAUCUUCACAAGGCUAGUCGUUGGCCGGUAUGGUCAUGCUUAAUGUUGUAUAGCAAAAUCUUGGAUGCAAUUGAAGAUAAUGAUUACGAUAACUUGACAAAGACAGCUUAUGUUGGAAAGACUGAGAAGCUUCUCACUUUGCCUUUAGCAUAUGCUAAAGCUGUUAAUGUUAAUGGGAUUUGCCUUGUAUAAUGAAGCUGCCAUGUUUAUGUUGGUUUA